AUGGGAAAUGGCUAUUACAACAUGGUGGCUACUGUGCUAUUGGUCAUGAAUUUUGAGAGGAUACGAUCAGUGCGGGAUUCCUGUAGUAACUGUCCAGCCGGUACUUUCUGUGGGAAAAACAAGAACCAGAUUUGCAUUCCCUGUCCUCCAAAUAGUUUCUCUAGCACAGGUGGACAAAGGACCUGUGACAUAUGCAGGCAAUGUGAAGGUGUUUUCAGGACCAAGAAGCCGUGCUCCCCCACCAGCAACGCACAGUGUGAGUGCGUCUCAGGAUUCCACUGCCUGGGGGCACUAUGCACCAUGUGUGAGAAGGAUUGCGAGCAAGGUCAAGAAUUAACAAAGGAGGGUUGUAAAGACUGUUGCCUUGGGACAUUUAAUAAUCAGAAACGUGGUGUCUGUCGACCCUGGACAAAUUGUUCUUUAGAUGGAAAGUCUGUUCUUGUGAACGGGACGAAGGACAGGGAUGUGGUCUGUGGACCAACCUCGGCCGACUUCUCUCCAGGUACAACCUCCACCACCACGCUUGCCCCUGCGAGCGAGCCAGGACACGCUCCGCAGAUCCUCCCCUUCUGUCUUGCGCUGACAUCGGCUGCAGUGUUGGUCCUGCUGUUCUUCCUCGCACUCCGUUUCUCUGUCAUGAAACGGGGCAGAAAGAAACUCCUGUAUAUGUUCAAACAACCGUUUAUGAAACCAGCACAAACUGCUCAAGAGGAAGAUGCCUGUAGCUGCCGAUUUCCAGAAGAAGAAGAAGGAAAUGAACUGUGA
Galeopterus variegatus (Sunda flying lemur) is the source of this 765-nucleotide messenger RNA. RefSeq names its product tumor necrosis factor receptor superfamily, member 9 (gene TNFRSF9). Gene Ontology annotation, molecular function: signaling receptor activity; cytokine binding. The record is from RefSeq and is a predicted model, not a curated record. Gene Ontology annotation, biological process: negative regulation of cell population proliferation; apoptotic process. Bases 1 to 765 code for a protein of 254 amino acids. The transcript has 7 exons. Lineage: Eukaryota; Metazoa; Chordata; Mammalia; Dermoptera; Cynocephalidae. Gene Ontology annotation, cellular component: external side of plasma membrane.